AGAGGCGUUGUGUGUGUUUGUGGAGUCGCGGUGUGUAUGAGUGAAACUUCAUUCUACCAAUGGAGAGUGAACCGAGAACCUGACCAGUCUGUCACUGUCCUAGUGGGUUUUGUCCAAAGAUGGCCAGGCACAACAUCUGCUACCAUGACCAGCCCAUGGCCUUUUUCUACAACAACAGCAACAUCACCUCAGAUGAAUGGGACCGCACACAGCUCAUCCUGGUUCAGUGUGUUAGUUCAAUCUGCUGUUGUUUCAUCCUGGUAGCCAAUGCCAUGAUCAUAGCAGCGGUGGUGACAAACAAGAGGUUUCACUACCCUUUCUACUAUCUCCUCGCCAACCUUGCCGCCUCAGACUUUCUCGCUGGAAUCGCUUACAUUUAUCUCAUGUUCAACACAGGGAAAAUAUCUCGUGAUCUAACCGUUCAAGGCUACUUUUUUCGUCAGGGUUUGCUGGACGCGAGUCUUUCUGCAUCUCUGACCAACCUCCUGGUGAUCGCCCUGGAGCGCUACAUCUCCAUCUUGAACUUUAAGGUUCACAGUAACCUCACCAAGCGCAGAGUGACUCUGUUGAUCGCCCUAGUAUGGGGUAUCUCCAUAUUCAUGGGGGCCGUUCCUAGUUUGGGCUGGAACUGUAUCUGCAGUCUGGAUCUGUGCUCUAAAUUGGCCCCCAUCUUUAGCCGGAGCUACCUGAUCUUCUGGUCUGUGUCCAACCUGGUGCUCUUCCUCAUCAUGGUGGGGGUCUAUGUAAGGAUUUACGUCUAUGUGGUGAAAAAGACAGUUGUCCUGAAGGCGCACACUUCUGGAUCUAUAAAUCGCAAAAGAACGCCAAUCAAGCUGAUUAAAACUGUGAUGACAGUGCUAGGAGCGUUUGUGAUCUGCUGGACGCCUGGACUGGUGGUUCUCCUCCUGGAUGGGCUGAAGUGCGAGCGUUGCGAGGUGUUAAAGUUCAAGCGCUGGCUGCUGCUCCUCGCCGUCCUCAACUCCGUCAUGAACCCCAUCAUCUACUCCUACAGGGACGAGGAGAUGUGGAACACCAUCAAAAACCUGCUGUGCUGCAGUCGCAGUGGCACGAGGCGACAACGUUCAUCCAAAGCCAACAUCCAGAGGGAAACCACCAGCAGCCUCAAAGAAAACACAACAGAAGACAGCAAAGUGUCCACGCAGGAGAUGCUCAAGUCCUGAACACUGCUUUAUCAAUCAAACUCACAAGUCUAAAUCAAUCCUGCUGCAGGUGAGAACUACUCAGUAGAGACGCCAAAGAUUAAUUGACGAUCAGUUCAUUGUUGAUAAUCCUUUAAAUCGAUACACUUUAUUGAUGGUCGAUUGAGAAUGGACGUCAUUAAUGUUUAUAGUUUUGAGGAACUGGGAAAAACACGUACAGCAGGUGUGAAGGAACAACAAAGUGAGCAUGAGUGAGUUUAUUAAAAACUCAAUUGUACUGUUCUUGGAUGAACAGCACAGGACAUCCGUUUACCAUCCAAAGAUUUUGUGGUCCAUGGACAGAUUAUCUGAAAUGGAUAAAUGUCACGUCUAAUUCAUCUGGUACAUUUAUCUCAUGAACAUGUAUUGUAUUAAUAUCUUUAUUUUUAUGUGAGGUACAUAAAGACUGAUGAAGUGGACUUCAAAACUAAAUAGCAUUAAGCCUGGUUUAUACUUCUGCGUCAAGUGAUUGGCGUGACUCA
Danio rerio (zebrafish) is the source of this 1681-nucleotide messenger RNA. It is a transcript of the gene lpar3, whose product is annotated as lysophosphatidic acid receptor 3. The record is from RefSeq and is marked provisional. Lineage: Eukaryota; Metazoa; Chordata; Actinopteri; Cypriniformes; Danionidae. Gene Ontology annotation, molecular function: lysophosphatidic acid receptor activity; G protein-coupled receptor activity. Gene Ontology annotation, cellular component: membrane; plasma membrane. Gene Ontology annotation, biological process: signal transduction; G protein-coupled receptor signaling pathway.